Sarcophilus harrisii (Tasmanian devil) is the source of this 1487-nucleotide messenger RNA. RefSeq names its product T-cell ecto-ADP-ribosyltransferase 1. Bases 169 to 1038 code for a protein of 289 amino acids. The transcript is spliced from 4 exons. Lineage: Eukaryota; Metazoa; Chordata; Mammalia; Dasyuromorphia; Dasyuridae. The record is from RefSeq and is a predicted model, not a curated record. Gene Ontology annotation, molecular function: NAD+-protein-arginine ADP-ribosyltransferase activity; NAD+ poly-ADP-ribosyltransferase activity.
UCUCACUUUACUCUUGCUCCUUUUUUAAAACUAAUUCCUUUCUUUGUAGUGCCCUGAUCACUUCCCAAUAUACAAAGAAGCCUAGAGGACCUUUCCAUAAAAAACAGGUGAUAUCAAGAUCAAAGAAACAACCAGCAAUAAGAUCUUGGACAGGAACCAAAUACUCGCAUGAAGAACACAAUGGUCAUCUCCAUUGUAACUGUCCUGAUGUUUCAACUUAUUACAUCUGAAGAAUCAGUGGAAUUGCAAAAAUAUCCAAUGAGCUUUGAAAACAAUUCUUUUGAUGACCAAUAUAUGGGCUGUGAAGAGACCAUGAAUAUAAGGGCAAUAGAGCUCUUAAAUGAAGAAAGGGCAAAAAACCCAGAAUUCGACAAAGUUUGGGAAAAAGCAGAAAAUCAUUGGAAAAAUAUGUCUCCUGACAAAAAAAGAAUGGACAAGAUGUUUGAAAUUGCUGUCAUUGCUUAUACGAUGGUAGACUAUAACAUGUAUAAAAUCUUUAAUCAAGCAGUAAAAGGAUGUUGUGAGUCCCUAGAGUCUUAUGUGAAAAACUUCCAUUUCAAAGCUUUCCAUUUCUAUCUCACCAGGGCUAUUCAAACGCUAAAAGGACCUUGCAGAAAUGUUUACAGAGGGGUCAAUGUGAAGAUGUACUCUCUUGGGCCAGGAAGGAUGCGAUUUGGUCAAUUUGGUUCAACCUCUCUGGACAUAAAUGUAGCCAAAGGUUUUGCAGAUAACUUUGGGACCAUCUACUAUGUGUACACAUGUGAGGGAGCUUCCAUUGAACAUUUAUCCAAUUAUCCUGAACAAAAGGAAGUGCUAAUCCCCCCAUAUGAAGAGUUUCAUGUCUCCAAGUUCUCUGAAAAUUCCAAAGGCAUUACAGCAGUUCAUCUAACUCAUAAAAGAAAAUCUAGCAAGUAUAACUGUGCCUUAGUAGGUUCUGGUAAUAAGGCAACCGUCCCUGGACUACUUACAACCGUCUUAUUCUCUGGAGUCUUCAUCCUACUCUUCCAAGCUCAUUCCCAGAUCUUGACAGGAUUCUAGCUACCCUGGGGCCCCAGACAAUGAUAUGCCAGUAAAUGUUUACCAACUGGCUCUUCCCCAUCUUUUCCCCAUCUGCAAAAAGGAAUGUACCCAUGACCCACUUUUAAGGAUAAUCUGUAACAUAAUUUUUUCUACCACUUUCCUAACUCUAGACUAGCAAUAGAAAAUAGUUGAUGUACUAUUUACAUAUUUCUAAGUGUAAAUAGUCACACUGAAAAUGUAAUAAUUAACAUCCUCAGAUAGGUUAUAGCUAGUUCUAGAACACACAUGCAUAUAGGUCUCUCUCAGCUCCAUGUUGCUUAUCAAUAACUCAACUAGGGCAAGUUAGAGAGGAGGGUAGCUUGAGUCUAGUCUUAUCUUUCCCCACAACAACCCAUAGAAAGUGUUAAUAUGGAAAUAUUUUAAAGGCUUCACCUAAUCAUAAAUUGUAAGAUCAUCAAGUUGAAAUA